AUGGCCAUGGGGCUCGUCCAGCACAUCACUGCUUCCCUUCUCUGCCUCGCUGCAUUUUCCGCUGCAAUCCCUCACAUUGCAAACAAUGAUCAGACAGUCCGUUCUGUAGUCCCUUACGGCGUAAUUAUCGACAGAUGUACCGUUCCGGGAACGGUGGCCUUGACGUUCGACGAUGGCCCGUGGAUCUACACCGCGCGCACCCUGGAAAUUCUCAGGGAGAACGGCGCUCGAGUGACCUUUUUCAUUAAUGGUCAGGCUCUAGGAAAUAUAUAUGCCUUUUCUGGACUUGUUCAGCAAGCUUUGGCUGAUGGCCACCAGGUCGCGUCGCACACUUGGAGCCAUCCCUUUCUUCCUGCGUUGGAUCGCGAUGCCAUCAUUGGCGAAAUGACGCGACUUGAAGCUGCGUUUAUGGACGUCAUAGGUGCCUUCCCAACGUAUAUGAGGCCGCCGUUCCUUGCUGUGAACGGUCUGGUGCUGUCGACGAUGGCCGAGCUUGGUUACCAUGUUAUCAGUGCCAGCACGGAUACGAAAGACUAUGAAAAUGAUGAUCCCAACUUGAUCCAUCGGAGCAUUGAAAAGUUCCGGAACGAACUGAAUGCCGGGGGCACGAUUGUCCUAGCACACGAUGUGCAUCAGCAGACGGUGGACAUGCUUCUUCAGGCUAUGCUGGAUGAUGUUCGAGCCAGAGGGCUGACACCUGUCCCUGUUGGCGAAUGCCUGGGCGAUUCUCCUGGUGAAUGGUAUCGGGCUUGGUAG
Monascus purpureus is the source of this 756-nucleotide messenger RNA. The record is from the annotation of a GenBank genome assembly. Lineage: Eukaryota; Fungi; Ascomycota; Eurotiomycetes; Eurotiales; Aspergillaceae.